Dalotia coriaria is the source of this 1041-nucleotide messenger RNA. It is a transcript of the gene viaf, whose product is annotated as viral IAP-associated factor. The transcript has 4 exons. Lineage: Eukaryota; Metazoa; Arthropoda; Insecta; Coleoptera; Staphylinidae. Bases 157 to 852 code for a protein of 231 amino acids. The record is from RefSeq and is a predicted model, not a curated record. Gene Ontology annotation, cellular component: cytoplasm. Gene Ontology annotation, biological process: protein folding.
UUCGUUCAGCUCCAGUGGGGGAGUCCGCCGCAUGUUCGGCGCUCGCAAGCGCGACGUAUGAUUCAGGGCAUGACCAAAUUUGGGUUGUACCGCAAUUUAUAAGUUCAUUUGUUAUUUUCUGUUAAUACAAGUUUAGCCACAUCAACACUAAUCAUCAUGCAGAACCCAGAUGAAGACACUGAAUGGAAUGAUAUCCUUCGUUCCAAAGGCAUUCUACCUCAAAAACCAAAGGAAAAAGAAAUCACUGAAGAUGACAUUGUUAACAUGUUGGAACAAACCAUCAAGGACAAACAAGAUAACUCAAAACAAAUGGAAGACAUGAACCUGGAUGAAUUAGAUGAACUAGAAGAUUCAGAAGAUGAAGGAAUAUUACUUGAGUACAGAAAAAAGAGAAUAGCUGAGAUGCAAGCACUUGCAUCCAAAGAAAGAUUUGGAUGGGUGCAAGAAAUAUCAGCACAAGAUUACAUAGGACAAGUUAAUAAAGCUGGUGAAGGAAUAUGGGUGGUUUUACAUCUGUAUAAACAGGGCAUUCCAUUGUGUGCUCUUAUUAAUCAAUUUAUGCAGGAACUUGCAGGCAGAUUUAAAACUGUUAAAUUCUUGAAAGCCAUUGCACAAACAUGUAUACCAAAUUACCCAGAUAAAAAUUUGCCAAGUAUAUUUAUUUACUAUGAAGGAGAGUUGAAGAAACAAAUUGUUGGACCACUUGAUUUAAGAGGACCCAACCUAACUUGUGAUGAAUUUGAGUACAUCCUGGGCAAAGCAGGUGCAGUUAACACAGACAUUAAAGAGGAUCCAAGACCUAAGAUACAGGAUAAAAUGUUCCAAGAUUUAGCUGAUACCAAUGAUUGGUAGCAUUAAUAUUAACUAUUUCUUGAACAAAUUAUUUAUGUACUUACAAUGAGGAAGACAUCAACUCAGCUGGACUGCAAUCAAUUUUUUUAUGCCUGAAUUAAAUGUAUUUAUUACUUUUUGUUUGUUUUUCAUGGUUUAACAGAACGUUUUUUGCAAUGCAAUAAAAAAGAACAAAUGAACGAAGAAUAA